UUCCUUAUAAAACAAUUUAUUUUAUUUUUCACCGUGUUAAUGUUGUAAUUAUAAAAAAAUAUCUACCUUUUGUCAAAAAAAUAAAAAAAUCCACUCGAAAAAAACGAAACAAGCCGAGGAUGGUUUGGGCGGGAAAAAGGUAGUUGUUCCCUCCAGAUUACAAAUUUCAGUGUCCCAGUCACUCAGUCAGUCCUUUCGUUCCUACAUUUCUCUUUUGUUACACUCCUCCCCCAAAUCCCUAAUUCCUCGCCAAAACCCUAAUUUCCAAACCCAACAACCUCAAAUGAUGACCGUCGAUCCCAACAAUUCAGCUCCGCAUGAACCCUCGGUGCCGGAACUCAGCCUCGGUGAGUCCCCACUGCAGGAGCAGAGGUCAGUACGCCGGCGAUUGGUUCAAGCGACGUUGUUCCCACUCAAACCCAAGCCACAAGAUCGUCAAGUUAACGAAGAUCUCAAGUGCGAGAGGGAUUGCGAUGAGAUCCUGGAUAGCAAGGACGAGGAGUACUGUGAGAGCCAGAACAAGAGAAAGAGAAAGCCUAAAAGGAAUUCAACACCUCCAGAAAAAGCAUCUGGGAAGGCGAAAGGAAAACGAUCGACGCAUAAUGUUCCGCAGAAAAGUCCAACAAAUGUACAGAGCGAAGAUAUAGCUGUUGUUAGCCCUGAUAAAGAAGCACAAAUGACAACCCCUAAAGUAAAAUUAACUGCUGAGGGAACAGCUUCUCGAAAGGCGAGAGGAAGAGGGUCUGCAAAUAGUACUCCAAAGAAAAAUUCAACAAUUACACAGACGGAAGAUGUAACUGUUGUUAUCCCUGAUUUGCGGCUAGAGGCAAGACUGACAGCCCAGGAAAAUUCACGGAUGUCUGCAGGAAAAAAACUACAUCCUUUUUUUUCAUCUUGGAAGGAAGACAAGAAAAAUCGAGAGGUAAUUGAUGUAGAGGGCAACAAAUUUGCAGUUGGUAGGCAAAACAAAGAGAAGACUUUUACCCCAAUUCAUGUAUUUGAAAGAAGUCAGGAUACUGACAUGUCCCUUGACUGGGGAACCUGGAAAUUUUCUGAGGAGAUCUUUAUGAAAAGUAUUUGGGACCUAGAAAGCUCAUGCCAAUCUAUUUUUGAAGGCUCCAUUGAGUGCUUAAGUUUUCAAAAGUUUCAUGUUAUUUUACACCCCGACAAUGCAUCAAGUUUUCAGGAUAAGGUUUUUUCAGAUGACUGUGUUAUUCAAGAAGAUUGUAUUUAUGAAACAUUGCCAACAGAUGAUGAAACAGAGGACAGUGAGAUAAAUAAACUUGAUUCCUUCGGUGAACCUGCUGGUGUGGUAAGAAAGCAAAACACUAGGAAGGAAAGUAGAUUUCUUGAAGACAGAAUGAAGUCAUACUAUCUUGGUUGUGAUAAUCAACUAAGGAAUAGCUUAUGGACUUACAGUUACCAGCCAAAAACUGCCACGGAGGUAUGUGGUAAUGCUGAUUCUGUGAAGUUUUUGAGUGUGUGGCUACAACAAUGGCGGGAAAGAAAUUUUCAAAUCUGCAGUGAUCUUAUUAAUUGCGAUACAAGUGAUGGGCAAAAAGAUGAUUAUAUCUGUUCUGAAAGUGACUCUGAUUCAGGAAGCCAAUGUGAGGAGGACAAGCUGAAAAAUGUCCUCUUAGUUACAGGACCAGUUGGGAGUGGAAAAUCUGCUGCUAUUUAUGCUUGUGCGAAAGAGCAAGGAUUUGAAGUUUUGGAGGUCAAUGCAUCUGAAUGUCGAAAUGGAGCUUAUGUGAGGCAGAAGUUUGGGGAGGCUCUUCAAUCACGUCGAGUUAUAAGGUCACUAACAAAUGCUGCUGGUUCUUCAAAUAGGCAUGUUCUGAUGCCCUCUGCAGCUCUGGUCAAUGGUUCGGCAAGUCAAGAAUAUGAUGUUGGCAUUGCUGAAGUGAUAGCAUUAUCAGAUGAAGAUCGUCAUAUUGAAACUGGAGUAUCUGGAAUUUUUUCUCACGAGGAGGCUGGAAGUUGCUCUUAUAAGAGUGAAGUUAAGCCUUUAAUUCUUUUUGAGGAUGUGGAUAUCACUUUUCUUGAUGAUCGAGGUUUUAUGGCUGCAGUGCAACAGAUUGCUGAUACUGCCAAAGGACCCAUAAUAUUGACUAGCAAUAGUCACAAACCUCUACUGCCAGAUAAUUUAGACAGAUUAGAAAUUUGUUUUUCACCACCAUCACCGGAGAUGCUGCUUUGCCAUGCACAUAGGGUUUGUGCUGCAGAGAGAGCCAACAUCCAACCUCAUGUCAUAGAGCAAGUAAUUGAUUCUUGUCAGGGAGAUAUACGUAAAAUGAUUAUGCAUCUUCAGUUCUGGGGCCAGGGUAAUAGCUCUAAGAAAGGUAAGAAAAAUCAAAGGGCAUAUGGAUCACUUCUAUUUAACCUGGAGGCUGGCCAUCAGAUACUUCCUAAAUUAAUACCCUGGGACUUAAGCUCUGAGUUAUCAGAGCUAGUUGAGAAAGAGAUUGCUGAGUCGUUAUCCAGGGAAGAUAAUUCUAAAUUAAUGGAUAUAAUCGAGGACAAGCAUGCAAUACCAUUCAGUUUUGUGAAUAAUAAUGUUGAAACAGAAACUAUAGAGGCAAAGAAGGAAGCAAUGUUGAACCUCAAUUGCUCAGUCUAUGACUAUGAUGAGUUUAGAUCUCAGCUUGAUACUCGUGAGGUUUCUGAUAAUUUAGAUUCCCCAUUUUCAUGCAUACGGCAGAAUGUUCGAAAAAAGCAUGACGUAGUGUCUUCUGAUUCUGAAGAUGAAUUUGUGGAUAAUGGAUGUCCCAUGUAUUUAGAUGAAGACACUCACAAUGAACCACUAUUUGGAAGGAGCCCAUUAUUUAAGGAGCAACCUGGUUCGGUUGCAGCAGAUGUAGAUGAAAGGCUUUAUCACCAUUCAGACUCUGCUGGCUGCAUCCCCUUAAAUGGUGAAUGCAAGUCAGUUGAUGUGUCAUGUGUGCCAGAAUCAUCAUUUGUUCCAGAAACUGAAAUUAACGAUUGCAGGGAGCAAGAUGUGACGGAUUCCUGUGGUUUUGUUGGGGAUACAUUGGAAGAAGUUUCAAUGACCAACAAGUUACUAGUUGAAAAUGAACAUGUUGAUAUAACAAAACCAGAAAUAAAAAGAGAUUCCGAUACCUUGUUAAGUAAUCACGGUGUAAUUGCCCAACUUUUCCAACAAGAGGAGGUGGAAGAUUCUCAAAAUGAGCAUGUAGAGGCUGUUGCAAUAGGGUAUCAGAACAAUCAGAUUUUGGAUGAGUGUAGCCGAAUGGAUUGUAGCAGAACUUUAAAAUGUGUAGAGAAGCCUAAACCCUUGUUGGUGCCUGAUUUAGUACAACAUUCAUGGAACCAACUUCGUAGGCGCCACACAGAUUUAUCCCAGUAUGCGAGUUCAGAAGAGGAUGCUCUCCAAGUUGUCCAGCUCACUCAUAAAAUGACUAAUCUAAUCUCAGACACAGAUGUUUUGCUUCCUGACCGUCAACCACUAACAAGUGAUUCUUUGGAACCAUCAGUGAUCACGUCUGAGGAGUCAGAUGCAUACAGUUCUUUUAAUAAAUCUCGGUUUGCUUCCACAACUGCACAACAUGGAUUUUGCUUGUUUGCAAAAGACAUUGCUGCUGUUGGAUCAAGGAUGGGUUCUGCCUGCACUGUUGAUCUCACCUCAAUGUUGGGCUGUGCAACUGGUCCGCUGGCUUUGGCUAAAUUAGCUGAACAGGAUACGGCAACAAGUAGAACUACAUGGACUGGAAGAAAUUCAGAAUUGAACCUCGCAGAAACUGAUGUUUCUUUUAAAAGCGAAAACAAAUCACACCUUGUUGAUGUGGUUCAAUCCAUUGUUCCUUCGAAAUCUCUUAUGACACUGAAAGGUUCAGCGUGUUAUGAGUAUCUUUCUUCACUGCGUUGCAUUUCAAAAUCAGAAGCUUCUCGAUUAUCAAAUGACACUGGGAAACCUAGGAAACGCAGGAGGUGGGUUGAUCGGCACUACUUAAGUACUGGUACGCUGAUGUUGAGUCCUGAAGAAAUAUCGGCUCUUGGUAAAAUGAACAUGCCUAAAUAAAUUUUUUCUCAAUGCUCGGGUGUAGUUUGGAGUUUUGAUUUCAAAGCAAGGAAAACUAACAAAGCUGCUGCGGCAACUCUGCCUCAGUGAUUGGCUCUGCACAACGGCAGGAGAAUUGAAUGUGGUAUGUUUGGGCUGACCUUCUCAUUUAAAUUAAAUUAAUUAGUUACUUAGUAAUUAUGAUAUUGUCUGUGUCAAUGGCCGGCCAGCCAGCCAAAGUUUUCUUAGAUUGGACAAUAAGAGGGUAUGAAUGUGAUUAGCAUUUUAAGCUAUGGUUAGAUCCCAUUUCUCCCCAAUUGUACAGUGCUUUUGGUUUUAGCGAAAGUGAUUCUUUGUAUCGGUACUAAUUAUAAGCAGUAUAACCGAGGUGGUUCUUUCUGGCA
Molecule: messenger RNA, 4422 nt
Organism: Humulus lupulus (European hop)
Lineage: Eukaryota; Viridiplantae; Streptophyta; Magnoliopsida; Rosales; Cannabaceae
Exons: 17
Coding region: 284-4039 (1251 amino acids)
Biological process (GO): DNA damage checkpoint signaling; mitotic DNA replication checkpoint signaling; DNA repair
Molecular function (GO): ATP hydrolysis activity; ATP binding; chromatin binding
Source: RefSeq, a predicted model, not a curated record